CCCCUUGUUUUAUUAGGGUUUAAGGUGGAAUUCAUAUGCGGUGGAGAAGCGUAGAGAGGAGCUUCGAAUCGGAAGCUGAAUCGCAGAAGAGAAUGACAGGGAAUAAGCCAGUUAUUGGACUUUCAUGGGAGCCAAAACUACCUCCCCUGUCUUCUGCAACCAUGAAACUGUCUGAUAACAAUCAGAAUCUCCCAGAGCGUAGUUCGCUCUAUAAACCAGAUACGGACCUCGUUGAUGGGCUCUUCGUCCCACCCAACAAUCCCAGAAAGUUGAACAAGCUUCUUAGGAAGCAAGUCAAAGAUACAUCUGGCAAAAAUUGGUUUGACAUGCCUGCCCCAACCAUGACCCCGGAGUUGAAGAAGGAACUUCAGUUAUUGAAUUUAAGAGACGUGAUUGAUCCAAAGAGACACUACAAGAAGGGUGUUUCAAAAUCGAAAGUGCUCCCUAAAUAUUUCCAGGUGGGCACAGUGAUAGAGUCAGCAUCAGAUUUCUUCUCGGAUAGGCUGACCAAGAAGGAGAGGAAGGCAACCUUAGCAGACACAUUGCUUUCUGACCAUACACUUGGUCAAUACAGGAAGCGCAAGGUUCGAGAGAUUGAAGAGCAAAACCGACCUGGUGGAAAUGAUAAAUGGAAGAUAAGGGGACGGCAGUCAUGGAAGCGUGCAAAGCAGAGAAGACACUAAAACAUUUGCUUGUGUACUAAACCUUCUUUUAUUGCAUUUGAAGAGCACAUCAAUAAAACAUUUUGCAAGUUGCUUAUAUGCCCUUGUAUCAUGGUUGUACAAACACCAAUCUAUUCUUGCUCCAGUGGAGUCAGAGACCAUCCUUGCUAAGUGAUACAGUGAUAGAAUUUGAUGGUGUUGUAGCUGCCAUUUGGGCGGCAAGGCAUGCGGGAAAAGCUUCUCUAAGCCUUUUCUAAAUUUCGUUUUGAUCAUCUGAUUGAUCUGGGUAGUUAUAUUUCAGUUUGUAGUGGGUGGGUGCUAAGCUAUGAUGUAAAAGCUAGCACAGGAUGCACCAACGACAAAAGGUUCAUAGUUAUUUCAGCAGUGCAGCAGGGGAAUUGUGGAACGGGAACAAGGGCAAUCACCAAAACGGUGCGUUUAUUCAGAAUCAAGAAAACCUCCUAGUAGGAAAUUUCUGCCUGUAUUUAUGUAAAAUUAGGCGUUUACUGAAAGCAAAAAUUUCCCCUAAUCAACUUGUGCAGUCUUUUGAGUUUGUAAUUUGUUGGGUCAGUUGGGCUUUGUUACUGGUCGCUUUAUAGUGAUAACAUUCACAAUCGAGGAUGGUCAUUCUUA
Messenger RNA from Tripterygium wilfordii, 1295 nucleotides. Its product is annotated as rRNA-processing protein fcf2-like. Gene Ontology annotation, molecular function: RNA binding. NCBI's taxonomy places the organism in Eukaryota, Viridiplantae, Streptophyta, Magnoliopsida, Celastrales, Celastraceae. The record is from RefSeq and is a predicted model, not a curated record. The coding region runs from base 36 to 683 and encodes 215 amino acids. Gene Ontology annotation, cellular component: nucleolus. The transcript is spliced from 5 exons. Gene Ontology annotation, biological process: RNA processing.